UUCACAAUCAGUCCGUUGAGUUUGGUGGUUUGAGUUCGAUCGUUAGCGCUAUAUUCAAACUAGAUUCUGAUCAGUUCCUUUAUAAAAAAUCUAUCUCUAUCAGCUAUUAGUUACAUUAACGCGUAAUUCAUUUAAAUCAAUUGAAAAGUCAACCAAAGCAAGUGCAAAAUGUCACUGUCCAAAAUCGAUACGAUCGAUACGGAAAUCGAACAAGUCGAUCAGGAAAAGUUCUUACGACAGGCUACCCAAUAUUAUUGUGCCCUGGAGAAACCCCUAAAGUAUGGACCAGUUAUAGACACCUUGCCGGAUUUAAUAUCAGCUCUUCAUCGUGAAUUCGAGACGAACUAUGUCAACAUAGAAAUGGUUAAUCAUUUGAUGUUGUCCUAUAAAUCAAAUCCCAAGGAAUGGCGAAAGUAUGCCAAAUUCGAUCGUUAUACCUACACAAGGAAUCUGGUGGAUGCAGGAAAUGGAAAGUUCAAUCUGUUAAUACUCUGCUGGGGUGAAGGUCACAGCUCCUCGGUACAUGACCAUGCCGAUUCCCAUUGCUUUAUGAAGAUGCUCAAGGGAGAAUUGCGCGAGAAACGUUAUCAGUAUCCCAAUCGUCCGGCGAAUAUUGAAAGAGUUCAACAACAGGAUCACCACGCCGAGAUCGAUGAUAGGGAACUCGUGGAGAUAGGAGAAACGCCCAUACCUCUCAAUGACGUGGCCUAUAUAAACGAUAACUUGGGUCUGCAUCGUGUGGAGAAUCCCAGUCACGCGGAUACAUCCGUUUCCCUGCAUCUCUAUUGUCCGCCUUUUGAUUCGUGCACCGUUUUCCAGGAUAACUGCAAGAAGACCACGGCCAAGGUGACAUUUUGGAGUAAAUACGGUGUGAGGACCAAGCUGAAUGAACAAUAGUUAUGCACACAGAAAUAUUUGUUAUAUAAUGUUUAGGAUCUUUGCUAUUACUAGAUGUUUAGAGCACCAAGAAAAUACCGUUUCCUUCUAUGUAAAUAUAUAUAUACUUAAGAUUAGCUAUACCAAAAAAAACCCCAAAUACAUAAGGUUAGACAACUGUAUUU
Drosophila innubila is the source of this 1061-nucleotide messenger RNA. Its product is annotated as cysteine dioxygenase type 1. Lineage: Eukaryota; Metazoa; Arthropoda; Insecta; Diptera; Drosophilidae. The record is from RefSeq and is a predicted model, not a curated record. The transcript is spliced from 3 exons. Gene Ontology annotation, biological process: L-cysteine catabolic process. Gene Ontology annotation, molecular function: cysteine dioxygenase activity; ferrous iron binding. Bases 169 to 897 code for a protein of 242 amino acids.